Bombina bombina (fire-bellied toad) is the source of this 7311-nucleotide messenger RNA. It is a transcript of the gene LRRC8C, whose product is annotated as leucine rich repeat containing 8 VRAC subunit C. The transcript is spliced from 3 exons. Lineage: Eukaryota; Metazoa; Chordata; Amphibia; Anura; Bombinatoridae. The coding region runs from base 245 to 2650 and encodes 801 amino acids. The record is from RefSeq and is a predicted model, not a curated record. Gene Ontology annotation, molecular function: protein binding.
ACAGCUCCUGUGGCCCCAGGUUCUGCGGGCGUUGAGGGGUCCCCGGUGCCCCCCUCGUUUAGCUGGCAGCAGAGAGGGGGGAGCUGUGUGCGUCACUGCUGGGCUCACAGACAUCUGCGCCGUCGUCCUGGAGGAAGGAAAGGCUGGAGAGGCAGCGAGAGAGGGAGGACAACAGGUCGUAUUGCCCCGGCACUGGGGGAGAUCCCGGGGGAUGACCGGCUGGUAACCGCCACUGGCAGGAAACAUGAUUCCAGUAACAGAAUUCCGUCAGUUUUCCGAGCAGCAGCCGGCGUUCCGUGUCCUGAAGCCUUGGUGGGACGUAUUCACAGAUUAUCUGUCGGUGGCUAUGCUUAUGAUAGGUGUGUUUGGUUGCACAUUACAAGUUAUGCAAGACAAAAUAAUUUGUCUCCCAAAGAGAGUACAUCCAACUCAAAACGCAUCUUUGUAUAACACGUCCAAUCCGGCGGCAUCUAAUUUUCUUCUUCAUUCUCCCAAACCAUCCGUUGCUUCUGAGACUGUGGAAAUGAAAGGGCUAAAGACUGACUUAGACCUUCAGCAAUACAGCUUCAUAAACCAAAUGUGCUAUGAACGUGCGCUGCACUGGUAUGCCAAAUAUUUUCCUUAUUUAGUUCUCAUUCACACACUCAUUUUCAUGCUUUGUAGCAACUUUUGGUUUAAAUUUCCUGGAUCGAGUUCAAAGAUUGAGCAUUUUAUUUCUAUACUGGGAAAGUGUUUUGAAUCUCCAUGGACAACGAGGGCACUGUCUGAAGUGUCUGGAGAAGAACCAGAAGAAAAGGAUAAUAGAAAGAAUAAUUUAAAUAAAGUUAUAACCAAUCCUUCCUCCAUCGAGAAUCCUCUGGUAAAAACACAGUCUCUGAAAUCCAUUCCAGAGAAGUUCAUUGUGGACAAAACUACAGCAGGAGCCUUGGACAAAAAGGAAGGAGAACAGGCCAAAGCUUUGUUUGAGAAGGUGAAAAAAUUCCGACUUCACGUAGAAGAAAGAGAUUUGCUUUAUUCUAUGUAUGUGCGUCAAACCAUUCUGAAGGUAUUCAAGUUUUUGUUCAUUAUUGGCUAUAACAGUGCAUUAGUUUCAGAAGUACAGUUUACCGUGGACUGUGACGUUGACAUACAAGACAUGACCGGAUAUAAGAAUUUUUCAUGUAAUCAUACAAUGGCUCACCUCUUCUCUAAGCUUUCUUUUUGCUACCUGUUUUUUGUUGGUGUGUAUGGAUUUGUAUGUCUAUAUACGUUAUACUGGCUAUUCUAUCGCUCCUUAAAAGAGUAUUCGUUUGAAUAUGUUCGUCAAGAAACUGGAAUUGACGACAUCCCAGAUGUCAAAAAUGAUUUUGCUUUCAUGUUCCACAUGAUAGACCAAUAUGAUCCGUUAUACUCAAAAAGGUUUGCCGUUUUCCUCUCUGAAGUCAGCGAAAAUAAGCUGAAACAACUGAACUUAAACAACGAGUGGACCGCUGAUAAGCUUAAACAAAGGUUACAAACAAAUGCCUAUAACCGAUUGGAGCUACAGUUGUUUAUGUUAUCGGGCCUUCCAGAUACCGUGUUUGAAAUAACAGAACUGCAAUCUCUAAAGCUGGAAAUUAUAAAUAAUGUUAUGAUACCAGCAACUAUCGCCCAACUUGACAAUCUUCAAGAGUUGUCCUUGUAUCAGUGCUCUGUGAAAAUUCACUCUGCGGCCUUGGCAUUUCUAAAAGAGAACCUUAAGAUUUUAAGAGUUAAAUUUGAUGAUGUUCGAGAGCUUCCCCCGUGGAUGUACAGUCUGAGAAACCUGGAGGAGCUGUGUCUGAUGGGUACAUUAAGCCCAGAUAUAUCAAAAAAUAUUACACUUGAAUCAUUUCGUGAGCUAAAAAGCCUUAAAAGCCUUUUUAUAAAGAGUAAUUUAUCCAAAAUUCCCCCAGGUGCUGUUGAUGUUUCCAGUCAUCUGCAAAAAUUAUGUAUCCAUAAUGAUGGAACUAAGCUAGUGAUGUUGAAUAAUCUGAAAAAAAUGAUCAACUUGACGGAGUUAGAGCUUGUUCACUGUGAUUUGGAGCGUAUACCUCACGCGAUUUUCAGUCUGUCAGCUCUUCAAGAAUUAGACCUUAAAGAAAAUAAUCUCAAGUCCAUAGAAGAGAUCCUUAGCUUCCAACAUUUGCGUAAACUUACUAUCUUAAAGUUGUGGCAUAACAGUAUUACAUAUAUUCCAGAACACAUAAAAAAACUAACAAGCUUAGAACGACUUUAUUUUAGCCACAAUAAGAUAGAAGUUCUCCCAUCCCAUUUAUUCCUUUGUAACAAACUGCGUUACCUAGACUUAUCUUAUAAUGACAUUCGUUUCAUUCCGCCUGAAAUCGGAGUGCUCCAAAGUUUACAGUAUUUUUCUAUAUCUUGUAACAAAGUGGAAAGCGUGCCAGAUGAACUGUACUUUUGCAAGAAGCUAAAGACUUUAAAACUUGGAAAAAAUAACUUAUGUUCCCUCUCGCCAAAAAUUGGAAAUUUGGUGUUCCUAACUCAUUUGGAUGUCAAGGGAAAUCACUUUGAGGUAUUGCCGCCUGAACUUGGGGACUGCCGGGCGCUAAAAAAAAGUGGCCUUAUUGUAGAAGCAACAUUGUUUGAGACACUUCCAUCUGAUAUAAGGGAACAAAUGACAUCAGAAUAAUCGCCCAUGCAAAAAAUUCUUAAACGGGACAUGAAACUCCAAAUUUGUCUUUCAAGAUUGAGACAGAGCACGCGAUUUUAAAAAAGUUACCAAUUUAAAUCUAGUAUCUAAUUUGCUUUAUUCUCUUGGAAUCUUUUGUUAAAAAACAUUCCUUGGUAGGCUCAGCUGCAACAAUGCAUCACUGUGGACUAGCUGCUGAUUGGUGGCUGCCUAUAUAUGCCUCUUGUUAUUGGCUCACUUGAUGUGUUCAGCUAGCUGCCAGCAGUGCAUUGCUGCACCUUCAACAAAGGAUACUAAGAGAACAAAGCAAAUAUGAUAAAAGAAGUAAAUUGGAAAGUUGUUUAAAAUGGUAUGUUCCAUCUGAAUCUUGAAAGAAAAUGUUGGGUUUUGUGUCCCUUUAAUUGAGGGCAUUAUUUAGCUGAUAAUGUAAAUACUGACUGCCUUGCCCUGCACUAUAGUUCUCAGAGUUAAAAAACUAUAAACAAUAUGACCUAAUUUCCAUUGCUGUUAUAAACUGUUGGUCUAUGGAGAUGUUUUAUGUCAUAAUCAGUUUGUGUAGUUUAGAACAGCAAUGGAAACUAAGACCAUGUAUUUGAAAUGAACUUAUAUAUUUUUAUCAUGUAAAACAAAUACAAUUUUAAAUACUCAGGUACUAAGGCUGCAUUUUUAGAGAAGCAAUCUCAUUUUGAUAAUACAAUAUACAGAUUAUUUGCUUUUUUAUUUGUUUUGUUUUUUUAUUUCUAGGACCAACCAAAUUAAUUUUACACAUUAUUUUAACGUUAUUCACACCAACCUUAAAGGGACAUAAAACAAGUUGAGAUGGAGACAAAAUAUAAUAAUAUGUACUUUAUUUACUUUACCUGCAAAUUUAUACUGCAGUGCCUCACCAUUAACCCUUUCACACAAUUCAUUUAAUGGCUGUAUUUAUAUCUACCUUUGCUUUUUGUAGAAUGCAGACUUUAACACUCAUUAUCUGCUGGAGCAUGCCUCGAAGCAAAUAAGCACAAUGCCUGUGUUUCUGUAGAUAAACACUGAUAAGGGGCGGUGGAUCAGACUACUCCAGACAGCAUGGCUAUGUAGCUAAUUUUGCUUAUUUUUUUAAAUACUUGCCAGCAGUUUUUAAACAAUUUUUUUUAUGCAAACUAUUUUUACUUAAUUAGCCCUUUUAGAAUUAUGCACAGAUCUCAACAUGUUUUAUGGCACUUAAAUUAAAAAUUAUAACUCUAUAUUUGGAAAAUGAUUAUGAAAAUAUGUUAGUUUUUGAGAAUAAUUUUAUGGAUAUAUCUCACUGAAAUCAGUUUAAAGUGAUGGUAGAUCAUAGAGUUUGUGAAACGCUAGGAUUUACCAGUGCUACAAAUAAUAUAGUAGUAUAAAUAACUUCACGCUGAAAGUUCAUUUAUUUGCCUUCAGCUGAGCAUCUCAGCCUCUCACGGCAGAACGUUAUUUUAUUAAUGAGGUGACAUUUCCACCUCUUAGCCAAUAGCUAUGCUGGCCAAUUGGCAUUAUGCUAGAUAGCUAGCACGCUAUUGGCUAACCACCUCAUUGAUAAAAUAGUGUUCUGCUGUGGGCGGCCUGAGGCGCUCAGCACGGCAUACGCUACAGGCAAAUAAAGGAACUUUAAGCAUUAGGUUUUUUACACUUCAUGACUGAAAGUCCCCUUUAUUUAUAGCACUGGUAAACCCUUGCGUUUCAAAAAUGCAACACUAAGGGAUAUAUUUUCAUUCCAGCAUUAAGACAUACAAUUUAACAAUAUCAAAAAAGGAGACAACGCUCUUAUCUUGGUUCAUUGGAUUCCCAGGAAUCUAAAAAAUAUUUUGUCAUAAAUGCCUUGACUGUGGGUGGUACAGUGUUUAGCAAAUAUAACCUGUAAAUAUGAGUUAACAUAAAAAUUAAAUUAAAUAUGUCUGAGAUACAGUUUCAUGUUUUGAUUUGUAUCAUGAGCAAUUCUUAUAAUAAAGCUUGUUUGGAAAAAAAAAAUUGCAUGUACUAUCUGAAUCAUGAGAUUUUAGGGCCGAUUUAUCAUCUGUCCAACAUGAUCCGCUCAGCGGAUCAUGUACGACAGACAUCAAUAAAUGCCGACAGCAUAUGCUGUCGGCAUUUAUCAUUGCACAAGCAGUUCUUGUAAACUGCUUGUGCAAUGUCGCCCCCUGAAGAUACUGGCCGCUAGCAGGGGGUGUCAAUCAUCCUAAUCGUAUCUGAUCGGGAUGAUCUCAGUCCGCCACCUGAAAGGAUUUAAAAGGCCAUGGAAGUCAAAAUUACAUUUCCAUGAUUCAGAUAGAAUAUAGCAAUAAAAAAAAAUAUUCAAAUUUACUUUUCAUACCAAAAUGUUAUACUUUCCUCUGCUAUUCUUUGUUGAAACUGUCAAUGAGAGCAUACUGAGGUAGGCGCAGGAGGGUGCGCAUAUCAUCACAUGCACACUCCUGAGCUUACAUCAGUAUGCUCUUAUUCAAACUUUUCCACAAAACAUAUCAAGAGCAAGCUGUAAAUUUGAUAACUUAAAGGGACACUGAACCCCAAUUUUUUCUUUCAUGAUUCAGAUAGAGCAUGACAUUUUAAGCAACUUUCUAAUUUACUCCUAUUAUCAUUUUUUCUUUAUUCUCUUGGUAUCUAUUAUUAUUUGAAAUGCAAGAAUGUAAGUUUAGAUGCCGGCCCAUUUUUGGUGAACAACCUGGGUUGUCCUUGCUGAUUGAUGGAUAAAUUCAUCCACCAAUAAAAAAGUGCUGUCCAGAGUACUGAACUAAAAAAAAAGCUUAGAUGCCUUCUUUUUUAAAUAAAGAUAGCAAAAGAAUGAAGAAAAAAAUGAUAAUAGGAGUAAAUUAGAAAGUUGCUUAAAAUUGCAUGCUCUAUCUGAAUCAUGAAAGAAAAAAUUUGGGUUCAGUGUCCCUUUAAAUAAAACUGGAAAGCUUCUUAAAAGUUGAGCCUCUAUCUAAAUUAAAAAGUUAAACUAAAUUAAAGCUUAAUUCUGACUUCUGUAUCUUUCUAAGAAAUUUGACAGCAAAAUUGUUUUUCUAGAGCAAUAUUCUUGUAUUCCUUAUUAUGUCAAUGUGACACCUAGAUUUGCCACUUUCCUAAAUCUGAGAAUCUGAAAUCCUAAAUAUUACACAGGAUAUGAAUGCUUCUGUGAGAUCUGCCAAUGGAAAUGCAUUAGAUGUCUAAUAUUCUCAUAUUUAUGUAACACUCACAUAUCAAUCAACGUACCAAAAUUCACCAUAAUUCACUGUAAUUUUGUUGCUUUUUUUUACAAAACUGGGAUACUGUUUUUAUUUUGCAAUUGUGAGGCUAAGUAGUUGCCUUUUGUUAAUAUUUUAUUGUAGAUGGUAUAUUAUAAUGUUAUUUUAGAAUUUAAAUCUAGUUUCUACUGGCCAUUAAAUAUUUUUUUUAUUAAAUUGUGCAUGUAAUUUAACAAAAUGUGAUCACCUUUUCUUUAAAUUGUACCCACAAAAUCACAACUUCAACACAGGGACCGAUAAUAAAAAAUAAUUAAUUCAAAAUUGGUCUCUGUGAGUUUAGAAUUUUUUUCUUAGUUUGUAAAGGGUCCAUUACUGCAUGUCAUAACCCUACAAGGGGUCUGGUCUCUACAGAAAGGUAAAUGAGCAGAUUUGUCUUUGAAGUGUUGCUAGGUUACAUUUAAUCUAGCUGUAGUCAGUUUAUUGCCCAGAUGAGUUUUGCUACAAAAGCAUGUGACAGUAGAACUUAACUUCUGUAAUGUCAGCUCCCUUAUCUAGCUGCAGGCAGUGGCUACACUGAGAAUUUAGCAAGUAAGUUGUUUGCUGUUUCUUUAACACAAUUUGCUGCUUUUUGUGUUUCCCUUGAUUUAACAUAUUUGUUUUAUAUGUAUAAAUGGAAAAUGUCCUGCUCUAGAUGCACAUACAACCAAUAUUUAAAGAAAAAGUUGUAAAACUAGCUUGAAAUAUACGCUAAUGUGGGACAAGUGUCCUUUAGGUUAUUUUAGUUUCUUAGAUGUUUAAAGUGAAGGUCAAUUUUGACAAAUUAGUGCCCGGUUUUUAAUAAUCCUAUUAAAAACAAGGGCACUUUAAUUCAUCAAAACUGACAUUUCAAGCGUUUUCUUUAAAAAAUUGACCUUUUAAUCCUGAAAGCCACUCCAUCGAUUCCCCCGGCCAUACGUCAGAAAUGACAAAUCCGGCUUCCUCCAAUCACUGCAUUCCCCGGGGGGAUCAUGGCUGGAGGGAACGCCGUGAUUGGAGGAAGCCGGAUUCGUCAUUUUGGACCUGCGAAGAGGGCUUGCGACAGGCAGAGGAAGCGCUGCAGCGGCUUUCAGGAUUAAAAGGUACGUUUUUGAAGAAAACGCUUAAAAUGUCAAUUUUGAUUCAUUAAAGUGCCCUUGUUUUUAAUAGGAUUAUUAAAAUCCGGGCACUAAUUCGUCAAAAUUGACCUUCACUUUAACUAAAUCUAUAAAUGUAAUUGUAGCUACACUGUCAAUUAUGUGCCAGUGCUUUAUUUUACACUGUAUCUGAUUCAACAGUCCACAUAUUUUUUGUACUUUUUAAAGCUGUUAUUAAUUCUUUUUUUAUUAUUAUUAUUAUUAUUAUUAUUAAACCAGGGUGCCUGUAACUUCUGCAAUAUAAGGAGAAACCAAAUAUUAUGUUACAAAUACAAGUGUGCUGUCUAUAUGACAAAAUAAAUUAUAUGUAUCAACAGAA